GACCAACAAAAAGGGGAUGGAGAAUAAAGACAGCGGAGAACGCAGAUGACGAUGCCUACCAUGAAAUGAUGUCGAGUGUUUUCAGUAGUUGCAAGUGUGGCUCACGUUGUUUUUUCUGCCCUCUAAAUAUUCUGCCGUACUACAGCGAAGUUAUUGCAAUUUAAAGUGUGUCAAUUAUCCGUAGAAGAUUCAGCGUCGAGAGGAUUGCGCGAAGUUUCAUUUAUAGCCGGAUGGUGCGAUCGUUCAGGUAAUGGUACUGCUCACGGUGGCGGAAGUGGUGAUGUUUGCUCAGUAUGCCUUGUUGGGUGCGCGGAAUUCGAAAGAGAAGAGUUUCUGUUCGAUAGCGUGUUGUUCGGUCAGGUCUCAAAAGGGUUACGGUGACCGUGGACGUGGUUGGCGCGCCGGCUACGGGUUCGGGGGUUACCGACCAUGGAGAGGAACCGGCCGGGCGUACAGUAAAAGAAACAGCAACAAAGGCAGAAGCGUGUCGGGCGCGUAUAGAUACAGGCUGGAUUCUGCAAAAAAAGGCAACAGUUUUUGGGUGUCGUUAUUCGAGAUAGUGCGGGUUUCAUACGACUCCGGAGGCCUAAAUGGAAAGACGGGAAGCCGUGGUCCGAACCGUAAAAGUAUAAGCUUACGAAAGGGAUCCAGCAUUAACAAAAAGCUCGACAGGAGUCAGUAAGUUUUUCUUCGAAAUAACAACAGCAGCUUCAUGAACGGUUUCGCCUCAGGAUUUCGGCGUAAGCUGCUCGAUACGUCGUUUGCCUACCGGUAUCAUCGUCUAGUUAUUUGUGCAACAGCUGCAAAAAAGGAACCCACUGCGUGAGCUGUUUAGCUGCAACCGAAAACAGCCAGCGUAUCGCGGAAACUGCUUGUAAGCUUUGGAGACGUGGAAAUUUGUAGCAUUACAAGCAUUAAUAAUUUCUACCAGUAUUGUUAUUUCAACCAUUACGACCAUAGUUCAAGUGUCGGUGAAAUCUGGAGGAAAAUCUAUUGAAAGACAAGCAACGCCGUCGAAGCUACUUUGACUGUUCUUCAUAACAACAACCACAACCAACAACGGAAAGACAACGCGUAACGUUGGGUGCUGCUGGCGUGAAGGUGAGACGUGGCAGUAUUGGUGGUGCAGUCACCAUUCAUUAUAACUAUGUGGACCGCUCUUGCCGGUCAGUAGCGGGUGACCACAUUCGCUCAAGAGAACGCUAACUGAGGAUGUAACCGGACAAGAGGCUCGAGUGCAGAGCGGCCGCCUGCAGGCGUAGGCCAUUAAGGGCCGAACCCGGCAGUGCGGGCGCCUCUUCUGCGUUUUUCUGGUGCUGUUUCUGCCGUUCCUGCAGCGGCUGCCGUCCAUGACGAAGCGACGAAAAACCUAGUAGCAGACAAGACCGGCGAGUAGGUUGGUUAGUAAACAUUUUUCUAGCCAGCCAGUGCACAGCUCGUGGCAUCUCCAACGACUGCUGCUGCUACUGACGACGACGACGACGACAACGACAACUGAAAAUCAUAUGCCAGCGUCGGGGGAAAGUUAAGAGUAUAAGUGAAGACGGGGAAAAAAGAACUUCAAUUAUUGCUGUUAUACUUGUUACACGACCUCUUCUGAUGGUCGCCUCAGCACACAGCAAGCCAUGCUGUGGGAAGGCGGUGGUCAAGCCGAUCUCUGGCAGAUGGCCUGUCAGGCUCCCAUACGAAAUGUGCCGGCAUAUAGAGAAGUAUUUACUGCAAGCAGGACCUGAAAGUUAGGUGGCGACGAUGACAUUUCGGGACAUGCUAUGCCAUCAUACGUCUAUUAUGAUACUGGAUUAGGAUCCCGAUACUUCUGGGAGACAAAGACAUGACUUCUGCAGGAUAAGUUAUGUGUGCACGGUUUGCGAACGUGUCUCUUUCUCCACAGAAGGGCAGCACCUCUACAGUCACCAGUUUAUGAAGGGCGGCGCCGUACCCAUGAAUAACAGCAAGAACGAUCCAGAGCGGCUGAUCUGCUGCUCCCGCUGAUACUGUCGUAGAACAGAGUUUGGGAUUGGCCUAAAGUUUCGGGAUGUAUGGCAACAAGGCGUACAUAUAAUAAUUAGUGGAAGCUCCGUCUGUCUUUACGCAAAUGCAGAGUCAGCGGUGGCGUUUGUAUCAGCGGAAGAGCAACAGAGUGCGCGGAUCGGUCUGGCGCCGUUGCCUGCUAUGGUGCUAUGUUACUCCACAGUCGCUAACGUGAGCACUCAUAACUCGAACGUCUGUUUAGCAUUAUACCAAGCUAGCAGUAUUCGUCGGGCUUCCGCAGUGCGUUCCCUAAUUGCUUAAAGGAGAGUGCCAUUUGCAGUUCGGUCCGACGUCUGCAAUAUUUUUGACACACGGGGGGGGACAGAGAAGAGGCGUUAAAAAGGAAGUAUCUACCGGGGUAGCAUACGCUCUCAGUCCUCAUCCCUUCGCCACUGUUCAAUCAAAAACGGGUGCGACGGUGGAAGACUAAGAAAAGGCGUGAAAGCGAUAUUGCGCAUUACCGACUGAUUCACUCUUACGUCUUGCCAAAGCGUCUGCAGUUAUUCGAAGGCUGUUACUACUCCCGCGGCUGCCACUGAAUGCCGUUGCCAUGUGCGGUAUAGUUGUGCAGAUACGUGCGCGGUGUCGUAGAAAUGGAGGCGAGGUACUACAGGACAACGUUUCAAGAUAAACUGACUUAUCACCGUGGGCAGAGCGUCGUCACAGCCGACCGUUGAUGAAGUAACAUUGUUAGUACCGUUAGUCUUAUCGUCGACCCCGUGAAGUUGAAGACCCUCGAAGGCCCUUCGAGGUACCACCAGAUCAGUCGCGGUUCAUCUUUCUACCUGUUUGGCGAUCUGGAGAAUAAAAAAGCUCUUAUUUUAGCAUCAUCAGCAGUAACAACUCCAGUGACAACGGCAGUUCCCGCUCUCUCACAUCCAGACCAGACAAAGAGAAGCAAUCAAGCUCCUUCAACCACUACUGAUCUUUAUCUGAAAGAUAAUUUGACGCCGCAAGCAUUGUUGUCUGUUUCGUGUCAUCAGAUCGAAUGGUCACACAUAAGUAGCUAUCAGCUACGAUCACGGUUGAUCUCUUCUCAGCCAGACCAGCCAUAUAUCAAACCCAUAUUACGGCUACUUGAAAAAGGUAAAAUCUAUAUUAGCAUUUCGGAACGAUAAACAUAUUUCAAGGAUAUUCCAAAUAAUAAACGACAGCAUCAGCGGCACCAACAAGAUGAGCGGAAGAAUUGGAGACUGCAGCGGAGGCGUACCCCAGUUGGCAGCCGGAGGUGCCGGGGGUUGGCCCGAGGACGUGGGAAUUCACGCGCUUGAGGUCUACUUCCCUCACACCUUUGUCGAUCAAACCGACCUCGAAAUAUUCGACGGAGUAUCACAGGGCAAAUAUACGGUGGGUCUUGGGCAAAGCAAGAUGGGCUUCUGCAAUGAUCGUGAGGACAUUCACUCGCUAUGCCUGACCGUCGUGUCGAGGCUUCUUGAACGCACCGGCGUCGCUGCCUCACAGAUCGGCCGAUUGGAGGUCGGCACCGAAACCCUUGUCGAUAAAUCUAAAUCAGUCAAGACCGUACUCAUGCAACUCUUCGGAGACAACACCGACGUAGAGGGUAUUGAUACGACAAACGCAUGCUACGGCGGAACCCAGGCGUUGUUAAACGCAGCGGCCUGGGUCGAAUCGUCCGCGUGGGACGGUCGCUGGGCGCUUGUUGUGGCGGCGGACAUCGCCAUUUACGCAACGGGACCCGCUCGGCCCACGGGAGGUGCCGGAGCCGUCGCAAUGCUUGUUAAACCCAAGGCCCCUCUGGUGUUGGAGCGUGGGGUCCGUGCCUCACAUAUGGCUCACGUCUAUGACUUUUACAAGCCGGAUAUGCAAUCCGAAUACCCAACCGUUGACGGAAAGCUCUCUGUCGAAUGUUAUUCGCGAGCGCUCGACAAGUGCUAUCAGGGAUACUGCCGAAAAUUUGCGUUGAUCAAUAAAGGAGCCCAGAUUCGUCUGAAGGACUUUGACGCGCUCAUCUUUCACGCACCGUACGGCAAACUGGUUCAAAAAUCGCUAGCUAGACUCGUGCUCAAUGACUUCCUACAGCAUCCGACGGGGGAAGAGUACCAGUCGGUGGCACCGUUCAAGGAUGUCAAACUCGAGGAGAGCAUUUUCGAUCGGGGCGUCGAAAAGGCGUUCAUCGCGUUGUCGAAAGACACCUACGAACGCAAGACCAAACCGUCGUUACUCAUCUCGAAUCAGGUAGGCAACACCUACACCUCAUCGCUAUACUCCUGUUUGGCCUCGUAUCUCGGCAAUACGCCAAUUGAGUCGAUCGCGGGUAGGAGGCUCGGCAUGUUCUCAUAUGGCUCGGGGUCUGCCGCGACCUUUUUCUCACUGCGGGUGAUCGACGACGUGACCAAGGACUCGCCUCUGCGCGCUCUCCACGACAGCCUCACUGAUCUAAAGGAUCGCCUCGCGCAGCGCAUCAAAGUAUCACCCACCGAUUUCGCUGCUAUUAUGAAGCAUCGCCAAGAGACACACCACCUCGCUCCGCACACGCCGGGUGGCUCCCUGGACGGGCUGUCUGGCGGGACGUGGUAUCUGACCCACGUUGACGAAAUGCACCGCCGCACGUAUCUACGGAAGCCGCUCAAGAGCAGUCAGCCCCUCUCCAACGGAUCCGCCAUCAAGGAGGGUUGCUUCAAGGACGUGGCUGGCAUCGCUUCUGCCUGUGCCGAAACACCCCUUCGCACGUGAGGACUCCUCGAGGGUCCCUGGGGUCCCUACCGGCCGCUCAACCCACUGCUGAACCAAAUUCUCUAAGCUGUGUAAGAUUUCCUGAUAAAGCGAGCCGAUGUUAAGGAUCCUUGUGGGACCCCCAAAGGCCCCUGUGCAGGUGGCGAACGAGGCGCUAGAGAAGACGACGGGGCCACGCGAACGACGACUUCGAAACAGGGAAGAAAAACCGCAGGGGUACAGGUGCAGGAGGAAAAUAACCACUACAGCGACAGCCGCAGCAGCAAUAGAAGACGCAGCAGCAUCCGGAUCGUAGGAGGACCUCAUAACUAGAGACACAAUGAAGGUAGUUAGCAGUGGUAGUUGGCUGGAGAUACACUUGGCGAUAAGGAUGCCAGGAACUAGAAGAAGUUCUAACCGAGCUGACUGUCGGAUCAAACGAGGGUAAGAGGACUAACACAAACGAAAACAAACAGCCGAUUAACUUAGCGACCACGUGAGCAAAUAAGUAGACAAAGAAGGCCUGUGGACAAAUGGCAAUAUGAUAUGGCCGUGAGCGUCGGCGGUUUCUAAUAGACGUAUCAGAAAUGAUGAUAAUAGCUGAUGCAUUCAGGACCGGGCGGGGUUGGCAACUUUUUUUCUAGUUGGUAAAACACUUGACUACUGCUAGCGCUACGCACCACUAUGAGAACCACCGCAUUAUGAACAAUAGCAAUACGAAUAGAAAAAAAAGUAAAGCGCAAGUAAGCCCGACAUGUUGAUUUGUCACAGACCGUGUGUUUUGAUCGAUGCGACCUCGGACAGAAAAAUUGGCAACAAAUACAUUUGAGUCCAUUCGUUUUCUACUUGCGGGUUAAUUGAUUGAAGGAUGAUUAACGCAGGUUGGCCUCGCUGUUUUAGCACCUGCCCAGGUCGUAGCUCGAGUGCUAAUGAACAGAAAACAUAGAAGAAGAAGCAGCAGAACAGUGAUAGAGGGCGAAGAUAGGAAAGCCGGCCUUGAUCUCUUUUAAGGUGGGUUUUCACGCUGAACUAUCCGUGGGCCGCUGGUUUCCACUGCUAAAGGAACAUAGCUGCUCAACGAAAUAUCAUAUGUUAAGAAAACGAGCAAGGGUGAUAAAGUGGGCUUUUCUAGCGCAAUCAAGUGCUGAAGGGAAACAGCUUAACAACAAAAGGUGAAAGGCGCACAUACGGGUGGCAUACGGGAGGUGAUUUCACUGCCACCGUCGACGAAAAAUAGUUCUGUAGCAGGCAUAAUCGACGACCUGUUCCAAUGCACAGAACGACGACGCGCGUACGCCAUUUGUGUAGGACACGAUGCUGCAGAACAUAUGAGCUAGAGAGAGAAGUACUAACGAACUAACAGUAACUACUUUGCUAACUAUAGCUUAACGGCUACCUAGACUACCCCUGGUGAUUCUUGGUAACACAAACAUGAGAAACGAUAAGGGACACUCUUGUUAUAAAUGACUUUAUUAUGAACGGAUGAUGACAAAUAUAAACAAUAUAUAGGAUACUUUGAGUAGAAAACGAGAAAGAAAUUAACAAAGGAAUGAUCAAAUGUCAGACCAGCAGGCAGACAGACAGAUAGAUAGGCAGCAAAGACAAUAAACCGAAAAGUAUAAAGAAAGCAAUCAGUCAGCCGUGAUUACCACCAUCAGUUUCGUCAGACGUUACGAUUAGGGCGUGAGAGCGAGGCUAAAUCAAUUUUUAAAUAGGCGGGACUCAGCAGACGCAGAAAAACGAAUGCAGGCCAAAACAAAAAAAAACUAAGAAAAAAAUUCAAUAAACGAAAAAUGCAGGACCAGUGAUAGUGAUGAUGCUGACGAUCAUGAUGCUGAUGAUGCACGACAAACUGAAAACGAAGCUUCAACGAGCUUCAUUUUUUUACCAGAUAUUCUUGCAUCUGACUAACAAUUGCAUGAGUUGCAGACGUAGCGGCUGGUAUCGCUCGAGCUACAAUGACCAGCCAACCUUUUGAAAGUAUGGUCGUUUGAUACACACACACACACAGGCUCAUGUGCAGACACCCACUAGCAGAAAAGUUAACGCAAUUACACUCAGGUAUAAAUAAACUAGCAGACAAUCUGUGAAAAUUAAUCAGCCAAGAACAUGUCCAUCCUCUCUGUGUGCAUCGAUGUUUUGUGGCAGUUCUGAAGUUGUCGAAAGCAAUGAGAACCGAGGGGCUGAUAGAGGGAGCUAACGAACGGUGACUUUGGUUGGAAGUGCUAGAAUGUUGAUGGAUUAAUUGAUGAAAUUUUCGGCAUUCUUGUUAUUGCAAAGGGAAAACUGAGAAACGUAACAGGGCGGGCAAAGAAGACAAAAUAAAAUUUUGUGUAUUCUGAAAAACGUCCCCAUAUGAAUCUCGAAUAACUUGGCACUUGUAAGGACAAAACACUAGCACUAAAAACAAAAGCACGGUACAAUACAGGACAGAUGUGCGAUUGGUAUAAAAGAAAAAAAGAUUAGUAUAUGAUACAUCUGUGCUUAUGGUAAAUCUAAGAAAGUGGUAUAGGCGGUUUGCGUUCAAGAGUAGCAAGCGAUUCGAGAGACCAAGCCUAAAUGAUGCGGAUGGCAAAACAGUAAAAAACAAAUUUCGAAGCUACCUGUUAUGAUAAUAAGCGUGGCAUUAAUUUGAUAGAAAUCUAUCAUCAAUUGGCGAUAAUUAAUGAUUUACAGAUAACAACAAUAAAACUGACCGGUGUUUGACAAACAGACUCAUCCAAAAGCGUUAAUACGACCAGUCUUGUUAGUCGACUUGUCAGAAUGAGGCGUCGUGGUGAAAAGUAAAAACAACCACGGCAAUGACAACCCCAAACAAUACCCGAAGACCAGUAACAUAACAAACCAAGAUUAUACUAUAUAGUGUCAAUCUGAAUAUAAUGAAAUAGAUCAAGUUGUUUUUCGGCCAAACGCAAGCAGUCAGGUCGGGAAAGAAUUCAUCACAUACGACAAAAUAUAGAAGAUGAAAAACAGGUGGUAAGGGAGAGAGAGGCUUAGAUAAACAUGAAAACAAACAUUAUAUCUAAAAAAUAUAUAUACAUACAUAUUUGUAAGAUGGAUUGAAAUUGCAUACGAAUCCAGACGCUGAGCGUGUACGCGUGCAGAUCAGUUAAUCAAAAAUGAACGCGAAAGGGGCAGGAUGAGUUGACGAAGAUGACGUUGGUGGAUCGUUUGUGCUAAUAUUGAAAAACUCUUUUGUGCUUAAUAAGCUGCUGAGAUUGAGAUAUGGCGUUGAGAUGCAAACAUCGAGUAGUUAGAUCGUCUGUUAGCAUGAAGAUGAGCCGGCAGGAUUCGUUGAACGUUCAGAGUGGUUAGCUAGUAGUAAGCAAUGAAAGGUAUAAACGACAAACUGUGUUCACCGCCGACGUGGGACAGUCGAAGUCACAAAAAAAAAAGACUCUGUCAUUAUGAUGAUGGCAAAGGCGGUAAUGCGGAUAACGACACAAAUACUAACGAUGCAACAGAUUGAAAGAGGUAAGUUUUGAAGGACUCGACCAGAACGUGUCCGGAGCUGAGGUGUGCUCAGGUUCCGUGCACCUAAAGUUUUAAAGAUGAUGGCAACGGUAACAACAAGAAGAAGCACAAGUAGAAAAGGAGACAAACAUGGGAUGCGGUGUGACACGCUGAGGCACAUGGGAGGACUUGUCAACGUGGACACAUGAUUCUUCGGCACCAGGCUGACUCAUAAUGCUAUGUAUCCGGGACGAUACGAAACGAGUCGGUGGCAUACGCAGAGAGAGUAAAAAUGAAAAAAGAUGUUUCCUCGGUAUAUUUAUGAAGCUGUUAAAAGGUCUUUCCAAUGUUCGUUACUGUAUUGCGCAUACAAAUGAAUAAGAGACUAGGAUUUUUAUUUAAAUAGAAGAAAAACAAACAGAAAAGAAGAAAACAAAUAAUAAUGAUAGUAAUAAUAAUGACGACGAUGAUAAUAACAAAUAAUAAUAACUGAUAGUAUUAAAUUAAUUUUGUCACUUCAUAAACAAACACCUUUUCUCAGAAAUAAAUACCCUUUUGUAUACCAAGUCUA
Messenger RNA from Varroa destructor (honeybee mite), 8728 nucleotides. It is a transcript of the gene Hmgs, whose product is annotated as hydroxymethylglutaryl-CoA synthase. Gene Ontology annotation, biological process: acetyl-CoA metabolic process. The record is from RefSeq and is a predicted model, not a curated record. Gene Ontology annotation, molecular function: hydroxymethylglutaryl-CoA synthase activity. Lineage: Eukaryota; Metazoa; Arthropoda; Arachnida; Mesostigmata; Varroidae.